Messenger RNA from Emericellopsis atlantica, 1200 nucleotides. RefSeq lists its product as uncharacterized. NCBI's taxonomy places the organism in Eukaryota, Fungi, Ascomycota, Sordariomycetes, Hypocreales, Bionectriaceae. The record is from RefSeq and is a predicted model, not a curated record. Gene Ontology annotation, cellular component: actin cortical patch. Bases 1 to 1200 code for a protein of 399 amino acids. The transcript has 2 exons. Gene Ontology annotation, molecular function: phosphatidate phosphatase activity.
AUGCAGACUCGAACGCGCAAGGAAGCUCAAUUUGACGAGUUUGAAGCCCAGCUCCCCGACCCCAAACACCCAGCCUUCAAGACCACGACGUCCAAGGGCGAUGUGGGCAUUAUUGGCGGUCUCAUUCGCGCUAUUGGCGAUCUCAACCCUCUGGGGAAGAAUGUCACCAAGGAUGACGUGGUCUGGCUGCUGGACAACACGGCGUUCCGAACGUCGAGGCUGAAGAGCUGGCAGGCCGAGUACGUCGCUGCCGUCUUCGAGAUGGACCCUCACUGCAAAGUCACCGACAUUGUCUCUCGGAUCGCCGAGCAACUGGGGCUCGCCGACGACGCCGCAGAGAGAAAGACCAUUGCGGAGAGGAUCCUGCCGUUUCUCUGGGACAUUCGCAUGGUGCGCAUCGUCAAGGUCCGCACGGAGGGCAAGGAUCUUAAGAUGACGCCCACCAACGUCAACGGCAUCUCGACGCAGGUCAUGAAGAUCCCCAGCGCCGACAAGGGCACCAUUGUGAAGAGUAGGGCCGUGGUGCCCCAAGGCGUCUCGGGCAUCCUGGAGGCGAACACGGUGUACGCCGGCACCAAGGGCUGGGCCAUCCUCUCGGACAUUGACGACACCAUCAAGAUCACCAUGACGAGCAGCCCGACCGGCAUUGUCCAGAAGACGUUUGUCGACGAGCCGACGCCUGUGCCUGGUAUGCCCGAGCUGUAUGCCCAGGUGAAGGCGUCUCUGCCCGAGGACACGCCUUGGUUCUACCUGUCGGCGUCGCCCUACAACCUGUACCCGUUCCUCAAGGAGUUCCGCGACAAGUACUACCCGCCCGGCACUAUGAUUUUGCGCGACUUCUCGUGGAAGACCGUCGCGGGACUGCUGUCCGCCCUGACAAUGGGGACAGAGCAGUACAAGACCGACCGCAUGAAGAAGAUCAACUCCUGGCUCCCCGAGCGGAAGAUGAUUGUCAUUGGCGACUCGACGCAGUCGGACCCAGAGGCGUAUGGCGAGAUCUACCGCACCGUGCCCGGCUGGAUCGAGCUCAUCCUCAUUCGCAAGGUGGAGGACGUGUCUGCCAUCGGCAUCGCAGACAAGAACCACCCCGAUCGAUUCGAGAAGGCAUUCGAAGGUAUCCCCAAGGAGGCGUGGCACGUUUUCACUGAACCCUCCGAGUGCUCGAGAUUGAUCCAAGAUGUCGUGGGCAAGCACUCGUGA